Messenger RNA from Ceutorhynchus assimilis (cabbage seed weevil), 555 nucleotides. NCBI's taxonomy places the organism in Eukaryota, Metazoa, Arthropoda, Insecta, Coleoptera, Curculionidae. The record is from the annotation of a GenBank genome assembly.
AUGUGGUUAUACGUGGUUGCUUCUUCCAUUUUACUCGGUGUAUUUGGAGACACAUCCAAAGUUCAGGAUUACAAGUGCGGUACCUAUACCCAAAAUUUCGAUUUCGCUUUGGAAUUGAGGAAAUUGGCAGCGCUAUCUUUUGUACCAAGUGAUAACGUUGUAGCUGCAUUUGAAGAACUGCUUGUUAGUGCUUUCUAUAGAGAACAUGAGGAAGUCCUACUGCCUGUUUUCAAUUAUUUUGAGGACACAUGGAUAGGACGUUGCGACAGAAAAGGACAUCGAAGACCGCCUUUAUUUACAAUAAGUCUAUGGAAUUAUUUUAAAUUAGUAGAGGAAGAUAUACCCCGGAUGAACAACUCAGUUGAAGGAUGGUAUAACAGUUUUUCUUCUGUGCUUGGUGCGGCACAUCCUAUUAUAUGGAAGUUUAUUAAUGCCUUGAAGAAGGAGGAAAGUUUGAACCAUCUGAAAGUAGAACAAUUGAUAGGAGGGUAUCACGCACCAAGUAAGAGAGUUUACAAAGACAAGGCAAAAAGAAUUGGACAGAUCGUUUCCUAG